GCGUUUCUGGAGUCGCGGCGUGAUGACGCCACAGCAGUGCACCCGGACCGGAAGUGGGAGCAAGCUGCAAAACUGCUGUGCUCCUGAGGGCCGCGCUUCGUAGCUUGGACGCCCCACCGGGGCCGAAUCCGUCGCCAUCCGGUCCUUCCUUGGGCCGUAAAGGUGAGAGAUGAGUCUGGAGCUGGUUCAGGAGCCUCGGCGACGAAGGAUGCCGGCAUCUUUCUCUCCCCCGCCCCGGCCUUCAGCACGUUUCGUCGGUCUGCGCCGUGUCCGGAUGCAGGGCGGGCCUGAAAGGGACCUUCCGCCUCCCUUGGGCCCUCGGAACAGGCCCCUUCGAGCAGAUGCUGGGUUCAUUGUCGGGGCUGUCGCCUCUUUCGUGCAGAGCCUGCCUUCAUCAUACCUAGAGAACGCUUUGCCCCAGUGAAGGGCUCGGGCCUAGUUCCUGGCGACCAUCUCUGCCGCUGUCAUCUCGGGGGGGGGGGGAGCCUGCGGACGGAAGGGUGGGUUGCCCUACUUGGUUUGUCCCACCAGGAGCCCUGCAAGCAAGACGCUUUGUUCAGGGCUGCUCUCCCUCUCCCUCCCCAUAUCUAUUCUGUCCAUCUGUCUCACGCCCCCUUUCUAAAUGGUUGAAUACUUCAUGAAGCUCUCAGUCUAGAAGUGGGGGAAGCAGAAUGACAUGUGUUUCUAGUACUGUAUCUAGAAACUAGGCUCUUUAUCAUAACUGAAAUGGCUCAACAGACGUUUUUAUUUUAGAACUAGCAAGGCUUUUUAAAAAAAUUAUUCACUUGCUGCCUGUGUGUAGAGAGCACAGAUAGUACAAGUCUGUAUGACCUAGUUUUAGAAUAGCUGGUGCAACUUAGGACAGCCAUACUGGCUGAGCCUAGUGGGAGUUGUAGGCCAAAACGUUUGGAGGGCACCAGGUUGGCAAAGGCUGGGCUAGAUGUCACCUAGCUGGCUUGUAAAUAAGCCCACACACGAAAGCUCAUACCAAUAACAAACUUAGUUGGUAUCUAAGGUGCUACUAGAAUGAUUUUUUUUAUUUUGUUUCGACUACGGCAGACCAACGUGGCUACCUACCUGUAUUUUUUGAGAGAGCCAAUCUGCAACCAGUUUUUCAUCUUUGGAUGUAGAAAGAGAGCAUGGGUAUAAUUAUAUAUAAAUACAGCUAACAAUCAUUUGCUAAUAAGGCACAAUUAUGGUGAAAACCAUGCAGUCAGCACUUCAUGAAUUUUAUUUAUUAAAUUUUUAUACCGCCCUUCAGAGAUCUCAGGGUGGUUCACAACGUAAAAAUACAAAACAAAAAAAAAUACAAGAUAACAAAACGAAAACACAAACCAAUAAACCCCCUCCCCCACUCCCUAUAUAGGCAUAUGAAUAUGUUGAGAACAGCUUUGUUAUUUAAGCAGUAGCCUGGCAGCAAUAAACUACAGUUCAGGACUUCCACAGAAGUACUUCAUUCCCAGUGUGUAUAUGUCAUUCAGUAAUUUAAAGGAUAUGACUGGAAGGCCUGGCCUUUUUUUAAAAAACAACAACUGUGUGUCUCCUUAAAAACAAGUACAGGUCAAACCUCAGUUCUCGAACGGCUCAAUUUUCGAACAUUUCAGCUUCCAAACACCAAAAACCCAGAAGUAAGUGCUCAGGUUUUUGAACAUUUUUUGGAACCUGAACGUCCGACGCGGCUUACACUUGACUGCAAGGAGCUCUUGCAACCAAUUGGAAGCUGCGCCUUGGUUGUCGGAACAUUUUCGGAAGUUGAAUGGUCUUCCGGAAUGGAUUACGUUUGACAACCGAGGUUUGACUGUAUUAGCUGAUCCAACUACAGUCAUACCUCGAGUUGAAUGCGCUUCGGGUUGAGUGCGUUCGAGUUGCACUCCGCGGUAACCCGGAAGUAAUGGAGUGCAUUAUUUCCGGGUUUCACCGCAUGCGCAGACGCUCAAAAUGACGUCAUGCGCGGUAGCGGCGAAACGCGGCAGACACACCAUUGUGUCUUGCGUUCCGUUCGGGGUGCGAACGUGGUUCCGGAACAGAUCCCGUUCGCAUCCCGAGGUACCACUGUAUUUGAUAAGCACUAUUGUUUUAUAGUUACUUGAUCCCCUUAUUCUCUUCCCCCUCCCAUCUCCUUUCUCACUAGAAUUAUAGAAGAUGGCAAAGUUCCUGGCUCCCGUGAUCCAGGAUAAUCCCUCAGGAUGGGGUCCAUGUGCUGUUCCAGAGCAGUUCAAAGAUAUGCCUUAUCAGCCCUUCAGCAAAGGAGAUCGGCUAGGAAAGGUACUUCUUCACACACCCUUGCACAGAAAAUUUCUAUUAACUGCUUUUGUACAUUGUCUAUGCUGAUGUUUUCUAUUAAGGGCUAUUGAAAGGCACUCUUACCAUGUGCUUCAGGAGCCCAGUUCCUACAGUACUACUUACAGGGCAAAAAGACCAUGAGUGAAAUUGUCCUAAGUCUUUUAGGGAGUGAAUUUUUGGAGCAUCAUUUUGGUCCCUAUUGGGCUUCACAGAAUUUAUAGCUGGAUUGUGUUGGCUUACGUUACAUCGUCUGGUUAAAAAGGGAAUCUGAACCAUGAAUCAUUGGCAAGCUCUGACCUAAUGUAUUUCAUGACAUAGGAUGUUGUUAAAGCAUACAGGUCCGGACUUGGGGGGAAAUUUGGCUAAUAAUUGUCUUAAGACAAUUCCAAUUUCCUAGCCCUUUAGGGCAUUAUAGCAGUGUAAUGGAUGGUGCAGGUGUUUGCCAUAGUACAUUCCCUGUAAGGAUGGGCAGCUGCCAUCAUAUAGAGAAUGUCUGCUUCCAUUGGCUACCAAUCCCCACAACUGUUUAGCAAGAGCACGAGAGACUUUCCAGUGGGAUUCCAGCAGAUUGCAAAAUAAGCAAUUCUGCGUGUUACAGCUAAGUUGUGGACAGCACACACACACACACCCCGGCCAGGGUCAUGUGUACAUCAGCUCAUUAUCUCUCCCCAAGUAAAGAUCUUGAUGUCUUAAUAUUUUGAGUACACUCAGAAACUUAGCUGGCUGGAGAAACAAUUUUUGAGAUUCUGUUGAAAAUCCUUUGAAUGAGUUUGUGGCAUGCUUGAAAGCAGCCUUAUUUCCUCAUUGUUUUUAUUUUGACCAGGUUGCAGACUGGACAGGAGCUACUUACCAGGAUAAGCGAUAUACAAGUAAGUAUGAUGGUGAUUGUUCUUGUUUGAUAUAUUUCAUAUGGAAGAUCAAGUGCCAGUGAGCACGGUAUAUGAAGUUGGCAUUACGUCUCUGUUGGCUGAAGAGGGUUCAUUAUUGGCUUAGGGCAAAUGAUGAUGAUGAUGAUUUUUACCCCGCCCAUCUGGCUGGGUUACCCCAGCCGCUCUGGGUGGCUUCCAGCAGAAUAUUAAAAUACAAUGAUUCAAUAAAUAUUAAAAGCUUCCCUAAACAGGGCUGCCUUCAGGUGUCUUAAUAGUUGUUUAUUUCCUUGACAUCCGAUGGGAGGGCAUUCCACAGGGCGGGUGGACCUCAGUUCCCGGGCUGAAUGAUGGGGGUGGAAACGCUCCUUCAGGAUUGUUGUCUUUUGACCACCAUCUAUACAAUAAGAAUACUAAAGUUGAACUUCCAGGAGAUGUGCUUUAUAGUUUCUCCUGCAUUUCAUUACAAGACAGAAUUGCAUUGAACAUAAGCUUUUCUGCAUUCCUCUGUUUCCUUCACUGCUUAUAGGGGUUGCCAACCUUUUUGGGCUGGUGGGCACAUUUGGAAUUUUGAGAGAGUGCAGUUGGCAUCAGUCACAAAGUGGCUGCUGUUGGGGUGUGGCAUAACACGAAAUGGCUGCCACAUCUGAAAGGGCAGAAAAAGAGGCAAGUUCACAAAAUCCACCAUGAAUUUUUAAGGGGAUAUUUAUUGAUUCGUCCAUGGGUGCCAUAAGAGAUACUUGGCAUGCAUACUGUCAUCCAUAGGCUCUACACUGUGUAACCUCUGGCUUGCAACAUUAAGACCUACUCUCCCUAAACAAAUGUCUACUGCCUGUAUCAAAUGGUAGUUUUGGAAUUUGGUAAUGCAAUCACUGGUGCAGUUGCAUAUCAACACUACAGAUAAGUAGAACACUAGGGCACAUCGUGUUUCUGCACUGAUUACAGCAGUAGUGGAGCUUUGCGGGGGGCUUUACAAGAGGAAAUCUCCAUCUUGUUUUGAGAUCAGCCAUGGUAUUUACCAUUGGGCAAAGGAACACGACUGUAUCACAUCCGUUGUUCUAAGCAGUUACACAAAGAUAAUUCUGCUUCAGCUCCUAUUUGAAAGUAGGACGGUUCUAGUUCUUGGUCUUCUAGGAAAUCCCAGUCUUGCACUCUAAGGUGACUGAGACAAUUGUCUUCCCAGAUAAAUAUUCAUCCCAGUUUGGUGGAGGAAGCCAGUAUGCUUAUUUCCAUGAGGAAGAUGAAACCAGUUUCCAACUGGUGGACACGGCACGGACACAAAAGACAGCUUACCAGAGAAAUCGCAUGAGGUUUGCACAGGUAUGAUGUGGCUUGAUUGAAGAGAUUAGACUUGAGCCAUAUAGCUAGUCUGUCCCAAUUGAUACUCUGAGAGGAGAGAGACAGAUCGAGGAGGGAACAGACAACCUUCCCCUUAAUCUGGUAUGGGGGUCCUGCUGUCCUUGUUGCACUAUAACUCUAGUAGCUAACAUGUCUCUCCCCUGUCCUAUCUCCAUUCCCAGCUGAUAUGCCCAGUAGUCAGGUAUGAUAAGAGUCCAGCAAUACCUAGAGGGCCAAAGAUUAGUCACCCAUGGUCUACUGCUUCCAUCAUCACUAACCAUGCUGGCUGAGAGCUGGAAUCAAAACAAGAUUGCAGAAGGGGAGCACAGGUUCCCCAUCCCUGUCAUUAAUGGGCAGUCUCAUGGGAUUUUGAAGAUGUAUCCCCUCCCAUUCCCCAGUCACUGAUAACUGUCUUUUUCAAACAAGCCGUUGCAAGUUUGAGACUCCUUGUGGUUUUUCAUUUUUGUUGUUCUUAGGCUGGAAUGUGUAUGGCUAUCAAGUAGUGAUCCCCACCCUAGUGUAACUCAUGCAUUACAGUGAAUAUUGGGCAGGAAUCCUUUGCAGGAUUGCUUGCUGGGUAGGCCCUUUGACUCCAUGCUGUCUCACUUACAUUAGUGUUUCCUUUCAGAGGAACCUCCGGAGAGAUAAGGACCGCCGGAACAUCCUUCAGUUUAACAUGCAGACGCUCCCUAAAAGUGCCAAGCAGAAGGAGAGGUAAGCUUGCUGUGUUUGUGGGAGAACAUGCAAUUUAGUAAUUGUCCAGCAGAGCUAGUUUCAUCAAACUGAUUGAAUCUCUUGAAAAAGCAAAUUGCUUACUAAAUUUCCCAGACUCUGCUGUCACAUAUUUUAAAUUUUUAUUACUGUUGCAUGGAUUGUGAAAUGGCAUUAUCUUAUUGGUUGUUUAGCAACUCUGACCCAAGAGAUCAGAAAACCCUUUUGUAGUUAGCCAUUCAUGUUCCAGUUUCUCUACUCUGGAAAAAGGGUUUGGGAUCAGCAGGCUCCUUUGCCUUGGUGGGACUAUCAGUUUUCUGUCAUUUCAGAGAUAGACUGCGUCUCCAAAAGAAGUUUCAGAAGCAGUUUGGAGUGAGACAAAAAUGGGACCAAAAAUCUCAGGUAAACCUCUUUCGCUUUGGCUGCCUGUCUUGUGACUGUCUUUCCCCUCACACUUUCAGCUUUUGUUCCCAUUUUACACACCAAUGUGUUGUCUCUUCUAUUUAUUCUAUCUGCAUGGCAGAAACCCCGUGACUCCUCUGUUGAAGUUCGCAGUGAUUGGGAGGUGAAGGAGGAAAUGGAUUUCCCUAGGUUGAUGAAAAUGCGAUAUUUGGAGGUGUCAGACCCUCAGGACAUGUAAGUCUCUUGAGGCAGCUGAAGGUCUGGGGCCAACAAUUUGUAUCUUUUUUUAGAAGAAGAAAAAAACAGCCUCCAAGUAGUUUAACUAAUACAGUAUGCUUAUCUCUUGAUCCAAGACACAAACUGUGAUUAGAUGUCAGGACAGCCUAAACCAGAAUUAUUGCCUUGCUGGGCAUUGUAACUUUCUGUAUUCUUUCUGAGUACUGACAACUGGACAUAAAAUGACUUUUGGUUAACAAGGCCUGAAUUAUCCCUGACCUUCAAUAUGAGCAGGAAUAUAUGACUGGUUGUUAGGAGCUGGAGCUUGUCAGUGAAUCUGGUUUAGAGCUUGGGACUGGGUUGCCCCAGCCACUCUGGGCGGCUUCCCUGACCUAGUGCCAUCUACUGUGUUGGACUCCAGAUCCUAUUAUCUAGCACAGAGAGUGGUCAGGGAUGAUCAGAGUUGUCCUCCAAAAUAUCUGGAGGGCAUCAUUUAGGGAAGGAUGCUUUAAAAUGUGAUGCUGCUUAUAGAGGUGGAUGGGUCAGAGGAGAGGCAUAGAACCUUAAAGGUGCCGUGGGAUUUUAAUGAUCCUUGGGUUUCUUUUUCAUGAGUAUUUCUGAACCCAUUAGUCCACUUUUUAUUAUCCUUUGUUCUUGAGAGAACAAAUCAUGAUCAUCUUCUCUUUGUACCUGCAGAGAGUGCUGUGGGGCCCUGGAAUACUAUGACAAAGCCUUUGACCGCAUCACCACAAGAAAUGAAAAGACCCUUCGUAGCAUCAAGCGCAUCUUCCAUACUGUAACUACUACCGAUGAUCCAGUCAUUCGCAAGGUAUAAUAUGCCUCUGUAGUUUGUCCUAUACAUGGCUGUUAAAAUACCUCAGUUUAAAAGGAGAGGGCUCAUUUGCUUGUACUGUAUUUUUCGCUCUAUAGGACGCACUUUUUCCCCUUCAAAAAUGAUGGGGAAAUGUGUGUGCGUCCUGUGGAGCGAAGACGCCAUAGCCCCGCGACCCUCUCCUGGCUGGAGAGGUGACGUGCGGCUAUGGCAGGAGCCUCUACAGCCGCGCGUCACCUCUCCAGCCGGGAGAGCGCGCGCAGGGCUAAAGAAGCACCCCGUGACCCUCUCCCGGCUGGAGAGGUGACGUGCGGCUAUGGCAGGAGCCUCUAUAGCCGCGCGUCGCCUCUGCAGCCGGGAGAGUGCGCACGGGGCUAAAGAAGCCAUAGCCCCGCGACCCUCUCCCGGCUGGAGAGGUGACGUGCGGCUAUGGCAGGAGCCUCUCCGCUGCGCCUUUCCGCUGCUCCCUGACCUGCUCUUUGGGGCUGGUGGUGGGCUUCCCCCCGCCAGCCCCAAAGAGCAGGUCGAAGGACCUGAAGCCUGGAGAGCGAGAGGGGUCAGUGCACACCGACCCCUCUCGCUCUCCAGGCUUCCAAGGUAGCCGCCUGAACGCACCUUAAACGGCACCUUGUUUUAGAGCGGGAAAACAAGAGGGGGAAAGUUCUCCCCCUCUCUGUGCAGCGCCUCCUGCCGCUUCGCUGAAGGGGCGCUGGGCAGAGAGGGGGAGAAUUCUUUUUUCUUGUUCUCCCCCCUCUAAAACAAAGUGCAUCCUAUUGUCCGGUGCGUCCUAUGGUGCGAAAAAUACGGUAACUUCAGAUACCUUUCUUACUAAGUCCUUAAAAAUGGUACUGCACUGGGCAAGGCAGGUUAGUCUAAUGAAAUAUUGUUUAGUAAGUCUGAAACUAGAAAUUGCAGCCAGACAUACUGGACUAGAGAAGAGUGUGUCCUGUUGACUGUGCAAAGAGCAGGGGGAGGCAAGGAGAUCUUCAUAGCUUUGGCGCACAAUGGAAUUCCCUUUUCUGGAAACUCCUUAAAGCCCAAGUCAGAGCAUCUUCCAAAAGUGUUGCAGGACAUUUCUCUUUGAGCUAGUUAUUAGUAUUGAGGAGUUUCCUAUUUAUUGUGCUUGAGGUAGUGGAGAUAAUGGGUUGGAUGUGAGAGUUUUCAGAGAGGCUUUAUGUGUUUUGCAAUUUGCUGUGAAGCUUGGAGGUAUGCUAAGACAAAACCCAGCUAAAUAAUAAAUGAGGCAAGUGGAAGUGUUUACUUCUUAUGUUUCUGCUCAUCUACCAAAGUUCUUAACUUUGAGGGGAGUAAGUUUUUGGCUUAAUGAUAGAAUUGACGUGCAGGAGAGCAGAUCUCAUCCUUGCAUUUAUUGGGACUCUUCUGUCUGCUUUCCCUUGGAUUUUAAUUGCUGGAGAAUGGGAUGCAAAUGCCAUUGGUAAUCUAGGAGAGCAUGGUUUUGACAAUAUCUUCUACAGCAGGGAUGGGGAACCUGUGGCCCUCCAGAUUCUGUUGAGGUACAUUUCCUAUCAACCUUGGCAACUGGCCAUGCUGGCUGGACUUAAUGGGAGUUGGAAUCACAGGUUCCCUACCCCUGUGCCUCAGAGAGUAGAUAAUGCUACAGAUACAACUCUGGAGGGUGGUACAACCUAUAUUAGUUCGCUUGUACGAUUCCUGCUCUCAUCCAUGUGACUUUUCUUUGUGCACAGUUGGCCAAGACUCAGGGGAAUGUAUUUGCUACAGAUGCCAUCCUAGCUACCCUCAUGGCUUGCACUCGUUCUGUAUAUUCCUGGGACAUCAUUGUCCAGAGAGUUGGAUCCAAACUCUUCUUUGACAAGAGGGACAAUUCUGAUUUUGGUGAGUGUUUUUGUAUAUACAGUACAAAACUGAAGGGAGACAGGUGGUGGCUGGGAAUGGAGUGCUUGGGGAAGUGAAGCUGUUAGGGUUAUCUCUUGGGGCAACCCCCUGAACUUCCAUUUAUGUUUGGCUAUAUCCUCAGACCUCCUGACCGUGAGUGAGACUGCUAAUGAACCACCACAGGAUGAGGGCAACUCCUUCAAUUCACCCCGCAACCUUGCUAUGGAAGCCACCUACAUCAACCACAACUUCUCCCAGCAAUGUUUGAGAAUGGUAAGAUUUAAAGGGGUAAUGGAUUUUACCUCUGCAGAGAAUUUCAGAAAGAAAUUGACUAGGGUCACUUAGAACUUCCUGCUGAUGAGGGAGUGAUCUGUCUCAGCAAGCAGAAAGAAGAUAACAUCCAUCUACUAUCUGUUUUAUAGGGCCUCCAGAUAGAGUUGUAUGGCUGUUGGGAGGUUCCACAGAAUACUCCUGGUGGGGGAAGUGUCUUGCUAGUAAACAGGAUACCACAUCAAAGCCAUGUUUUUGAAAAAUUUGAGGAAGGGCUUGGUAGCAAGAUAGUGGCUAAUUUUUCUCAAGCCAGAGCACUGGAAGCUUCCCAUGUCUUAAGGCAGCCAUGAUUCUCCUGACCAUGUAAUCUGAUGUCAUUGAUAAAAGUUUUUGCAUGUGUGUGUCUUUACAGGGGAAAGAGAAAUACACAUUUCCCAAUCCAAACCCAUUUGUGGAAGAUGAUAUGGAUAAGAAUGAGGUGGCUUCUGUUGCAUACCGGUAAGUUGUUGCUUCUGACACAUGAGUAGACCUUGAGCGUUCACAGUACCUUGAGGUGUGGUUUGCAGACUUGUUGCAGCUUCCAUGAAAAUUCCCAUUGCUGCCACCUGUAUAUAUGUGUUUAUGUGAAUUUUUUGUUAUAAGGUUGCUGACAAGCAUUUUUGGUUGUAGGUACCGGAGGUGGAAGCUGGGAGACGACAUAGACCUGAUAGUACGCUGUGAACACGAUGGAGUGAUGACUGGAGCCAAUGGAGAAGUAUCUUUCAUCAACACAAAAACACUGAAUGAAUGGGAUUCAAGGGUAAGGAAAAACAGAUAUAAUUUGUAGGCUCUUCUGUGUGGACAUUAUUUGUUUCCGCUGGCCUGUCUCUUUAACUGUGGCAUAAUUUACUAUGAUUACCUGUAAUAGCCUUGGAAUUCCCUCUUCCUCAUCCCAUCCAAUUCAGUGUGCCAUAAUUGAUGCUGUGUACAACCCUAGUCCUUUCUUAAUUUUUCUAGCAUUGUAAUGGAGUGGACUGGCGUCAGAAACUGGACUCCCAGAGAGGAGCUGUGAUUGCCACUGAGCUGAAAAACAACAGCUACAAACUUGCUCGCUGGACAUGUUGUGCGCUGCUGGCUGGAUCAGAGUAUCUUAAACUGGGGUGAGACAAAAUAGUGUGGAUAGGUUUUUGGUUGUGUUUUUGUUUGUUUGUUUGUUUUUGUCUUGGGUGUACUACAAGAGGGAAAUAAGUUUUGGGGGGAGAAGCCAGCUCUUCGGGGUUAAAAUUUAAUACAUUGUUACAUUUUACUGAUGUUUACAUUAUUCACCUCUUUGAGAGGUGGCCUAUACAGUGGACCCUCCAGAUACGAACUUAAUUCAUCCCAGGGGUCCGUACUUAACCCGAAAAGUCCACAUCCGGAGGCGUCACUACACAUGCGCAUGCAGCGAAACCCAGAAGUAUACACUUCCGGGUUUUCUGCGUUCAUAACUUGAAAUUAUGUUACCCCAAGGUAACGUAACCCGAGGUACCAUUGUAAUUAAAUAUUUUAAAUAUUUAUUCUAAUCUCUAAAUAUUCUGAGCUGUAAAACUUGGCCAGCACCUCUUCAUAUUUAGAAUUCUCUGCUAAUAGCUUGGGAUAUAGCUGGCCCUUGUCCGGACUCAGCUAUACAGCUGCAAAUAAAAUGUUUUAAGUGUGUUUUAAGUGCAAUAUACAAUGUGACACUAGAUGGCGAAGGUGAGCCUUAUGGAAAAUUCAAUGUAUUUUUUAAAACACUUUUUUUAAAAAACAUUUUCAGAACGAUUUCUAUGUGUGUAGAUUCAACCUCCGUCUCUGUCUUAACUCCCGGAUAAAGUGUGUCUUUUACCUCUUGGAAGGGAAUAACAAAUAAGUUUCUUGUCUGGAUUAAAAAUUACUGAGAUGGGUCUAUAACUUUAACACUUUAAUAAUAUUUAACAUUUGUCAAGAGCCUGCAUGUAUUUUCUAGUCGUAAUCCUUGUAACAAGCCGGUAAAGGACCCCAGGAUGGUUAAAUUGAGUCAAAGGCGACUAUAGGCUUGCGGUGCUCAUCUCGCUUUCAGGCCAUUUGUCCACAGACAGCUUUUCAGGUCAUGUGGCCAGCAUGACUAAACCGCUAUAAGGCAAGUCAGGCAGGAAGAUUGAGAGCAACUUUCCUAAAGGGAGGUCACCUAGUGAGUUCAGAGGCAAGAUUCAAACCCUGAUUUGUAGCUCAGUCUCUUUAACCACUGUACCACACCAGUCGUCUUACUUAAAUUGUUUAGCCUGCUAUUCUUUCUUAGUCCUACUGUAGCUGCUGGGCUGGACUACAGCUUCACACUUUCUAAGUCUUCUUUGUCCCUUCUUGUCAGGUAUGUUUCCCGGUACCAUGUGAAAGACUCUGCACGCCAUGUGAUCCUGGGCACCCAGCAGUUCAAACCUAAUGAAUUCGCCAGCCAAAUUAAUCUAAGCAUGGAAAAUGCCUGGGGCAUCCUGCGCUGUGUCAUUGACAUCUGCAUGAAACUGGAUGAGGGCAAGUACCUCAUCUUGAAAGACCCCAACAAGCAAGUCAUCCGUAUCUACAGCCUGCCAGAUGGCACUUUCAGCUCUGAUGAAGAUGAUGAUGAUGACGAUGAAGAGGAGGAAGAGGAAGGUAAUAAGAGUUUCACAUGCCUUCUAGCUAAGCUUAGGCCUGAAACGACAAGUUUCUGGUCUUGCAACUGCUUACAUUGGAAGAAGCUUGUGUGCUGGGAGGAUAGCUUUCAUUCUUCUGCAAUCUGUGAUCAUUUCGUCCAGAUAUAGCCGCAGGAGAGUACAGUGCAGCUUUCCCCCAACUUGAAGCCCUCCAGACACAUUGGACAACAGCUCCUAUCCGCCCCAUUCAGCACAGCUUCGCUGAUUGAAGCCGAUAGGGGCUGUAGUCCAAAACAUCAGGGGAGGCACCAGGUUGGGAAGGGCAAGCCCAUAAGUCAGGUGUAUAUGGGGGCCAUUAACUCAUAGGAAAAACCAGUCAGAGCAAACGGUAAGUAGAACCAAAACGGGCAGAAUUUGCAUGCAGUGUUGCAGGAUUCUAUAGCAUGCUGUCUGUGCACCAGCCUAUUUCUCUCUGUCACGUCGCUAGUUGCCAUCUUGUUUGCAUCAUAACUACAGAUAAGAUGGUGACCAGUAGUACACGCCACAGGAGUGAUAUAAUGUGGAUCUGAGCAGAAUUUAAGUAUGGCAUAUAGUUAAUAUUAGUAAAGUGUUGACAUGAUUAUUUUGGGGAGACCAAUACCAGCUUACAGAUUUUGUAUGUUCCCUAGGAUUCAGCUUUCUGUUUUACUUUUCAAACUGUGGCUGUACACAAGGCUACAUUAUAGAUUGUCAGUUUCUUAUUCUUGCUUACAAACCACAAAUUUUCUUUACAAAGCCAGAGGUAUCUGAUUGGUCACUGUGAUCCAGCAAGCUCUUACGUUCUUAACAUUGCUUGGAGUUCAAUACUUGCAUUGUCUCUAAAGUUUAGAUCAACUGAUUGGCUGCAUCCUACUUAAUAAGGCUUUAUAUUAUGCAGAAAGUGUAUCAUCUGACUGUAUAUGAACCAGCAUUUGGUAAUUAUGUGUGGAAAGGAGAGCAGAUGUUGUGGCCAUGCUUGUUUGUUCCAUGGUGUUUGUUUUUGCUUGGGAUGGCAGCAAAUGCUCCAUUGAAACUUCUGUUUAUUUUUCAGAGGAAGAGAGCUGAACAUUGCAGCCAGACAGCAGCAGCAACUGCAGCUUGAAGGCACAGCCAACAUCUUUGUUCUUGGUGGAUGGAUCAGAAUUGAAUCUCAUGUACUUAGAACCUAAGGAAUAAAAAAUAAUAAUCUUAAAGCAUUAUCCCUUUUGUAUAAUUAAUAUGUGUAAUGAGAUUGCCCCUAAACAAAUUUGGAAAAGAAAAUAUUUUAUGAUUACCUGAUCAGCCUUGUCCACUUUAAGCCUGAUGUGUAGCAGAAUCAUCUGAUCCAGUGUCCCCUGGACUUAACAGCUUCACUCUGCAAGUGUGGAAAUAAAUGUUUCAAUAGUCGCUUAUGGGGGAAUUUGAGAGAGUAUAGAAAACUAGCAUGCCAUAGAGAAACCUAGGCUGAGAUCAUUCUCUUUGCCCUUCUUGUUUUCCGUAUGCAGGGAGUCCCCACUGCUAAUAGGAAAUUACUCAAGCUAAAGAAACCUUCAGAAGCGGGCAGUCUUUAAAUGGCAUGGCUCUAGGAAAAGCUGUAUCAUGGGAUUCUUCUAUAUGUGCAGAUUGGCUCUUAGGCAAGCACAAGUAAUUUGUAACUCUUCUCACUCUGUUGCAAAGCUUUAAAACUAUCUUUUUAACUGUGCUAUACAAAGGUUGAGAAGUGGGAUAGUAUAGGAUUGUGCACAAAGCUUGAUGGCAGGCUAGCUGGAACAAUGUAAUGAAAAUGAUGUUAAAACUACUGGCUCAGAUCUUCAAUGCAAAAAUCAUAAGAACCAAUUUGUUUUUAGGGGCAUUCACACUAAAGACUCAUCAAAAGAAGAAAUAAUUUAUACCACUAGCGGCUACUUCUGCCCUAUCUAGUUGAGGAAUUAGGCAUAAUCUCUUCCUCUGUGCUUCUCUUGAGAAUGUGGGUUGAAAUGCAAAAUAAUAUUUUGUUUAUCUUAUUUACCAAGCUGGUGAACAAAAUAAAGGUAAAAAACCUACCCCAACAACUUUAAAAGUUCAAAAAAUGCAAGAAACCACAUUAAAUUAUUCAUUCAACCCGUAUAAAAAAAAAUUCAGAGAUUUUAUCAUUAAAACAACAGCAUUGCAUAGAAAGCAACCCCAUGCAGAGUCGCCCAUCUAGCUCGGUAUUGUAUAUAUUGACUGGCAGUGGCUCUCCAGUGUUUUUGGCAGGAGUUAUUCCCAGCCCCUAAAGAGGCUGGGGAUUGGAACGUGGGACCUUUUUCAUGCAAAACAUGCUUUUCCAUUGAGCUACAAAUCUUCCCUGACUACAACUCUCUCCAUUAAGAGUCAUUUGGAACAGGUAGAUUUACAAAGCCCUUUUAAAUGCAGCAACUAUUAAAAGUUAUAACCAUUAGUAAUUUAAUUGAUACCAUUUGUAAUCUUCCACAGCCUAAAGUGUGACUUGAAUUGAAGCCAUGUGCAAGAACCAGCUCUCUGUCAAAUGAAUGAAUGUUUGUGCUGCAGUGCCAAAGGGGGUGAUUGCUUGAACCUCUGUAUGAUGCUCAUUAAUGGCCUUGGCAAACAGACCUGGCUAGAUGAGGGUACUGCAGGGUUUUCUCUAAUCAUAUUCCAACAGCUCCCACGUGGACAUAAUCUCUUUCCAGCUGCUGCAGAGAGGUGAACGUGUAAAGACCAAGGUUUCCUUGAAAGAACUGGGUGUUCUUUUAUUGUCAAGAGGUUAGCUACCUGCUGCGGCAGAUCCUAGCUGAUUAGCAUCUUGGAUCCCCAAAACGCUUCCCAAGUAAUAAACAGCCAGUCAUUUCACCUGCC
Molecule: messenger RNA, 14210 nt
Organism: Podarcis lilfordi (Lilford's wall lizard)
Lineage: Eukaryota; Metazoa; Chordata; Lepidosauria; Squamata; Lacertidae
Source: the annotation of a GenBank genome assembly